Messenger RNA from Chrysochloris asiatica (Cape golden mole), 1463 nucleotides. It is a transcript of the gene BMP3, whose product is annotated as bone morphogenetic protein 3. NCBI's taxonomy places the organism in Eukaryota, Metazoa, Chordata, Mammalia, Afrosoricida, Chrysochloridae. Gene Ontology annotation, molecular function: cytokine activity; growth factor activity. The transcript has 3 exons. The record is from RefSeq and is a predicted model, not a curated record. Gene Ontology annotation, cellular component: extracellular region. Gene Ontology annotation, biological process: osteoblast differentiation; SMAD protein signal transduction; BMP signaling pathway. The coding region runs from base 1 to 1428 and encodes 475 amino acids.
AUGGCAGGGGCGCGCAGGCUGCUCUAUCUGUGGCUGGGCUGCUUCUGCGUGAGCCUAGCGCCGGGAGAGAAACUCAAACAGCAUUUCCCAGAGCUUCGCGAUCCUGUGCCUGGCGACCGCAAGGCAGGUGGUGGCUCCAGUCCGGAGCUGCAGCCGCGCGACAAGGUGUCUGAGCACAUGCUGCGGCUCUAUGACAGGUAUAGCGGCGGCGGAAGGACCCAAGCGGCGCGGAUGCUGGGCUCCACGGUACGGAGCUCCCGGUCCCAGCGUCCCCAACCUCUGCCAGAAGGCAAUACAGUUCGAAGUUACAGAGCGGGAGCAGCAGGAACCCUGGGAAACAAGGGACUGCAUAUUUUCAACCUAACCUCUCUAACCAAGUCUGAAAACAUUUUGUCUGCCACACUGUAUUUCUAUAUCGGUGAGCUAAUAAACAUCAGUCUGGGUUGUCCAUCAUCCCCAGGAUGCUCAUACCACACUCAGAGGAAACACAUUCAGAUUGAUCUCUCUGCAUGGAUCCUCCACUCCAACAGAAAUCAAAGUCGACUUCUAGGUCACCUUUCCAUAAAUGUAGCCAAACCUCAUCGAGAUAUCAUGACGUGGCUAUCUAAAGAUAUCACUCAAUUCUUAAGGAAAAUCAAGGAGAAUGAAGAGUUUCUAAUAGGAUUUAAUAUAACUUCCAGAGGACACCAGCUUUCAAAGGGGAUGUCACCCCUCCCUGAGCCUUAUAUCUUGGUGUAUGCCAAUGAUGCUGCCAUUUCUGAGCCAGAGAGUGUAGUAUCGAGCUUACAGGGACACCGGAGUUUUCCCACCAGGGCUUUGCCCCAACUGGAUAGCCACAUUAAGGCUGCUCUUUCAAUACAACGGAGGAAGAAACGUUCCACUGGGGUCUUGCUGCCUCUGCAGAACAAUGAGCUUCCUGGUGCAGAAUAUCAGUAUAAGGAGGAUGGGGUCUGGGAGGAGAGAAAGCCUUACAAAACCCUUCAGACUCAGCCUCCUGAGAAGAGUAAGACCAAAAAGAAACAGAGAAAGGGACCUCACCAGAAAAGUCAGACACUCCAGUUUGAUGAGCAGACUCUGAAGAAGGCAAGAAGAAAGCAAUGGAUUGAACCUCGGAAUUGUGCCAGGCGAUACCUUAAAGUCGACUUUGCAGAUAUUGGCUGGAGUGAGUGGAUUAUCUCUCCCAAGUCAUUUGAUGCUUAUUAUUGUUCUGGAGCAUGCCAGUUCCCCAUGCCAAAGUCUUUGAAGCCGUCAAAUCAUGCUACCAUCCAGAGUAUAGUGAGAGCUGUGGGUGUCGUUCCUGGGAUUCCUGAGCCUUGCUGUGUGCCGGAAAAGAUGUCCUCACUCAGUAUCUUAUUCUUUGAUGAGAAUAAGAAUGUGGUGCUUAAAGUAUAUCCCAAUAUGACAGUAGAGUCUUGUGCUUGCAGAUAACCUCUCCGAGAACUCAUGUGAAUGCUUAAAUCAAU